AUAUCUUCUAUAGCGUCAGAGACGAGCAUCCGUCCAAAAAGGAAAACCUAAAAGCGUCAUCGUCACAGAUUUCACUUGUAACAUCUUAUUGGGAGCUCGGAACAUUGAAAUGAGCGACGUGCCUUGUUUACUUGCUUCUGAAGCCAUCGAAGAGCUCACUUUCAUAUGGUGAGGUAUAUUUUCCCGCGCUUUUCGUAAAAUGUAAAAAGCGUUGUUGCAUCACGGCCGUGACACUGAAGACUUCAGCAAGAGACCUUACUGUCAUCGCACGAGGUCGUCAUCAAAAGGACCAGGGUACAUCAACAGAUGGACGAGGUUUAUUUUGGCGCAAGUAGCGAGAACUAGGCAGGUUUAUUUUGGUACCCUGGUGGCACCAUUAGAGAUGCUAUUUUGCAGGAUAUAUAAUCAGUGUGUACAACUGGUGCCCUGUUAGGCGCUGUGCUGGCGUUAGCUGUGCCGAGGCCAUGUCCACCUACUAUGCGAAGAACCAACGGUGAGCCUUAUGCAUUAUUCUGCAAAACGUAGUCUGGGACGAGCUAAACGGAAAGUGUUACGAAAUGUCUCCGAGGUCCACAAUAGAUCCCUACCAUGAGCGCAAGCUCUUCUUAGUGUUUAUAUUGGUAUUCGCAAUAUAUGUUUCAGUAGCCGGUAAAAAGAAAAAAGUAAACACGAAAUGCCCAGCCCUAACACGCUGCUCCUGUUCGCAAUUGAUAUACGGGGCCAGAGUCGAAUGUAAGGUCAGUUUCGUAGAUGAUGAAUUUAAUGCGGACAUGGAAAAGCUACAGGGAGUCUACAUGAGAAAACUGAACUUGAACAACCUCAAUAUCACCGAGCUGCCGGCAUCCUGGUUUACCAAGCGCGUUAUUUUCUCGCUACGCAUUACUAAUUGUAGUCUGCGCGACAUCGGGCAAGCGGCCGCACGUCACAUGACGAGGUUGUUUUCUAUGCGACUGAACGGAAAUGAACUGCAAAGUGUUCCUCUUGGUUUGACCGCUGCAAGGAGUCUUCAAACACUCACCGUUCAAAAGAAUCCCAUCAAGCAUCUUCAAGGAAUGCUCACUUUUCCAGAACUAUUCUAUCUGGAUCUCAGCCGCAACGAAAUAGAGACAAUCGACGAGGAUUAUCUGUCCGGUUUACCGAAGCUCCGAUAUCUGAUCUUGACGCGCAAUAAUAUAAAGAUAUUGCCAAACCUUUUCAAGAAAACAAAAUUGCUGAAAGAAGUGAAACUUCAUGCCAACCGCAUUUCUUCUAUAGAAGUGUUCAAUGACCUGCCCAAAUUAGAGGUUCUCAUUCUCACCCAGAACAAGAUCAAUGAUACAGAACGCAUAGCAAGAUCUACGUUGCCAAAUUUGAAGGAAGUCGCGCUUGGGCAGAACUUGAUCAAUGUCAUUACCAAGUUCUCAUCUCGGAAUUCGAGAAUUCAACGUGUCACCUUCAGCGAUAACGUCGUGACUGAUAUAAUGCCUGGAGCUUUCAAGCUACUGCACAAGUUGACCAAGCUAUACCUAAACAAUAAUAGAAUUUCAUACCUUAACGACUCUUAUUUUGCUCCUGAUUCUAUUCUCGAACACAUAGACUUGUCUAUGAAUAGGCUAACGACACUUUCAAACGUAUUCAAUACGACGCGAAGGAUUAGAGUAAUGAAACUAUCGUUCAACCAGAUACUGAGCAUCAGCGUUGCCUUCAGCGGCUUGACAGAGCUCCGCGAACUUCUUUUGAACCACAAUUUAAUAUCUAGCAUUGCGGAUCGCACUUUUCAAGACAACAUUCAACUAGUGCACAUCGACUUGGCUUCAAACAAUAUCAGCUGGAUUGCAAGGAACGCAUUUGAGGGCCUUUUGUUUUUAAGAAAAUUGCGCCUGGACAGAAACCUGCUGUUUUCUCUCAACGGUUCAGUAAGAAAUCUGCCCAAGUUGCAAUUUCUGGGGGCGUCCUUCAAUGAGAUACUGAGCUUGGAAAGAGGCGAGUUUGGAAACACCGGUGAUUUGACGGCCAUUGAUCUCAAGGCAAACAACAUCACCAACGUGGAACGGGCUUUCAUCGGUGCCACCGGCCUGCUGUCCUUGAACCUAGACGAUAACCAAGUGGAGCUCCUCCGAAGAAGUGACUUCGCGCACGAAAUCUCGGCAGCUGCAGCGGUGACCAUUGAUAACAACCCUUUGACCUGCGACUGCAGAAUGGCUUGGCUUAUGAAGGCGGACAGUAAGAUUCGGACCACAGGAAUUCCAAUGUGCGUGAAACCAUGGUGGCUAAAAGGAAAAUAUCUGCGCGAAUUAGCGCAGGAAGAUUUCUUCAGGUGGGAAGAUGAGUGCGAGCCUGGAUGUCGUUGCGAGUGCUAUGAAGUAUCUCUCGGAGGGCGAGAAAUUCAUGCGAACUGCUCGUCGGCGACUGUCGGCUGGAUUCCGAAGCUGUUGCCGCAAGGCACCACACGACUGGACCUCAGCGGAAACCAACUGCGACACUUGGAUGACACUGUCAAAAAAACAGCUCCUCAUCUCGAAGUGCUAUUGCUGAAAGACAAUGCUUUGUCGAGUGUAAACGUGACCUCCAUUCCAGAUGAAGUACAUUCCCUCGACUUACGCGGCAACAAUCUGCAACAUUUACCGUACUCGCUGGUCACACAACUAAACCUUACUUCUAUCUGGCUGUCUGGCAACCGCUACGCCUGCGAGUGCGUGGACUACAGCUUUAGACAGUGGAUUCAAGCUCAUGGCGAUGUGGUUCGGGAUGCCAGAAAUAUACUUUGUGCAAGAAGCUCCAACCUUCUCGUGUCACAAAAACAAUUCGUCACAUUGGGGCAAAAUGACCUCUGCCCGGCCGCGAUACCAAGACGAGUGGCCUACCUCCUGCUGGCUUUCGGUCUCCUGGCGAUCCUACUGGUGCUGUCGGCUGCUUAUCUGCGCUACAAACAGGUGCUGAAGAUAUGGCUACAUGGUCACGGCGUGUGGGGUUUGGCGUGGUGCAUCGCAGAGGAAGAGCUGGACACGGAGAAGCUCUUUGAUGUGUUCGUGUCGUUCAGCAGCAAAGACGCAGACUGGAUACACGAGCAAAUCAUUCCGGGACUGGAGGCCAAUGGCUUCUCCUACUGCACUUACGAGCGCAACUUCAAGGGCGGAUACCUUCUGCAGGACAUCAUUCGCGAUGCUGUGACCUGCUCACGGCGAACACUUCUUGUUCUCACACAGCGUGCGGCCUCUUUCACAGGAACUUCGUCGGCGAGUGAGUGGUGCCGCUUGGAGUUCCGGUUGGCACACCAGCGGGCUCUUAACGACAACGUCAAUCGGCUUGUAAUUGUCCUUGUCGAUGAGCUGGUGCCUGGUGCCCUCGAUGAAGACUUGCGGCUAUACGUGCAUGCAGCGAACUACCUGCGUUGGGGUGAGCCAAACUUCUGGGGCAAGCUGCUACACUCACUGCCCACGAAAGAAGCCAAAAGAAAGCUCAUCAUCCAGGGAAUGCCAUCGCAGCUAACCGCAAACGACACUCGCGACAUGGAGCUUGAAUAGCUUUCUAGAUGCCACUAUAGCAUUAAUUUAGGAACGAGGAUAGAAGGAAGACUGAACAUAUAGAAUGUGAUGCAGCGUCAUUUUCAUCGCGAGUAUUCAUCAGCCGUAAUCAUAAACCCGGCAAACCUGCAUGUGACGCGAGCAACGAACGACACACGUCCUCUCGUUCUGGAUCCCAGUCGGCACAGCCGCCGCCAGGCUCUCCGCCUUCGCCCUCCUUCUGAAAGAAAUGUAAGGGUGAUGGCACGUCUCGUCGGCCGCCAUCACGUAUUCCUAGAUUGGUGACCCGGGAGAAGGCACCGUUCGCUCAGCGCCCAGCUGAUAUGACUGUUCUGCAGUUCUACCCGCAAAUUACACUGGCUUGGACAAGAGAACGGUUCUCCCAGCUCGACGUCAUCGUGGAGCUGAAUGGCGUCACGCAGAAACGGUGAAGCGCUUCAUCUUUGUUAACGCCCUGGCGUCUCAAGUUCAUUCCUUUUUCCUCACUUCCACCAGCCUAUGGCCAUACAACAAUCUGCGCUAUGUGGUGCUGGCGUCGUAUACGCUACAUGCCGCUACAUGCCGCUUCCAGAGCUCGAUCACGCUUUAGCAUAUCUGUCUCCAUCAUCUUUUUUUGGCGUAAAGGGCCUUCUUCUUCAUCAACGUGGCCUCCAGACCAUGCCCCAGCUAAUAGCUCUGCUCUGCUCGGCGAUCAGUCUGGCUGCUAGACUCGGUGCAACGUGUGACCAUGUUUCCAGCGUCAUCGUGACUUCCCAACAAACAGCACCACGUUCUCCUGCGACGCACACAUUGGUUCGUCCAGUGCUUCGUCUCGGCCGCUCCCAGCCGUGCUUCUGCCGGCAAACCACCCAUCGUCCAAAUUACCACUGGACUUUGCGCCACCGACUACGCUUGCGCUGGUACCGUCGACGCAACCCACGCGUCGCCCUUCCAGCGGUACUACUGUCAGGUUCCACUCCAUCCAAAAGAAGGCUGUGCCCGAGAGUAUAGUACUGUCAUGCGCGAAGCCACAUGUUGGCAUCGAUUGUGUCCGUGUUUGUGCGACUUCGUGUUUGUGCACUUCAGACCAAAUGGUGUCGGCUUCGGCCGUUCAUACCCAGAGCCUGCCUUCGUAAUGGCCCUCAUCCACUACGUGGCUUUCACAGCCAUCCACCUGAGUUUUCAGAACGUUAACCACCGCCAACACUUUGACGAUUUGGACUGAUACGGGACCUUGUGUAUACCCUAAAUCACUUUUACUUAGACUUCAUCUCUCUGGGAAUGAAGCCAUAUGUAGCACUGCUUUAUCUCCAGAGCUCAUCCGCCAUAAUCACUAGCGCUGCGCAUCCGCCGGGGUGGCGUAGCGGCUUCGGUGUUCUGGCUACUAAGCCCCAGGGUGCGUGAUCAAACGUUAGCUGCGGCGGCCGCAUUUCGAUGGGGGCGAAAUGCAAAAACGCCCGUGUACAAUGCAUAGGGUGGUGUUAAAGGCCCCAGGUUACGGCGUACCUACGGGCACUACGGCGUGCCUCAUUAUCACAUUGUAGUUUUUGCACGCCAAGCCCCAGAAUUAUUAUUCAUCGGUGCCACACAUCUGCAUGUGGCGCGAGCCCCGAGACACGCGCUCUCGUUCUGGAUUGGGCUGGUCGCCGCAGCCGCCGCUGCGCUCUCCGCCUUCGCACUUCUUCCGUAAUAGAUGUAGGGACUGGCGGCACGACUCGUCGGCAACCGUCGAUGGCAGGCGGCACCGCAGACUCAGUUCCGGCUACUGCGCCGCUUGCCAGCGCGUCUGUCUACAACACCUUGUCGCCUGGCGUUCGCUCUGUGAUCGGCGCACCACCACAUCUGUCCGCGAGGUCUGGAGAGCCAGCCUCCGAGCCUGCGUAAUGCCGCGCCAGUUCAUCGGCCCCACCUACAUGUCUGCCAUGUGAUCAGCGACCAUUAUGUAGUCCAGGUAGUCAGGCGAAGCUUGUAUUGCCUCACAAGCGGCGGUGGUGUCACGCUAAAACGCUGUCGAAAACCAGUCAAAAACUCGCGUCUCGUUCACUUGCUAUAUACCAAAAUGGGCAUGGAAAGCUCCGAAUCUAUGACUAACAUGAGCGAUAGGUCAGGACUGCAAUAACAUCGCAUGUUCGUCAGUUACGCCACGAUUAACGAUAAUAGAAUCACGAGUGGUGCAUACUCGCAUUGGCUAUGCGGGUAUGAGCCAGAGACAAGAAAGAAAGAACGAAAGAAGGAAGGAAAGAAAGGAAGAAAAAAUGAAUAAAGAAAGAGAGAAGCAAAAAAAGAAAUGCCGUGUGGCACAUACUCGCAUUGGAUAUGCGGGUAAUGCGGCACUGCAUAACGGUCGGUGAUAGUAUGGCAGACAUGUUGGCGGGGCCGAUGAAAUGUCGCAUGGCGCAGGCUCGGAGGCGGGCUCACCAGACUUCGCGGACAGAUCUGGUGUAGGCAAAAUCGCCGGGUGAACGUUAGGCGACAAGGUUUUGGAUACAGACGCACUGGUAAGCCGCGCAGGAGCCGGCACUGGGACUGCGAUGUCACCGCCGCUGUGGGCCGUCGAUGGUUGCCGACAAGGCGUGGCGCCGUACCCGCAUUGGAUAAGCGGGUAUGAGCCAUGAACAAUAAAGAAAGAAACAGAGAAGGAGAGAAAGAAAACUGCUCUCAGAGUAGAGCCGGUGCAUGGAAAGCACCUUUUUGCCUAAUAAGGCUAAGCAGGGCCGAGGUGAACUACUUUAGGUGCAGAAUUAAGUCGACAGACACUCAAGUGUGCUGUGUCUGUAAAGUUUGUCAGAUACGUACAUACACAUUUCAGUGUGAUUUGAUCAAUAAACUGGAACCAAAGUUUUCAGAUUAUUUUCCCUGUCAUAAUAAAUAGCCACAAGGCACAAUAGUACAAGCGUUCUUAUAUUGUCCCGAAAACACGUUGAAAUUUGAGUUUCUCGCUGUGUUAUUUGAAUUUCACUACACUUUGAGAUUUUGCCGACUAAUGUUUCCUUAGUUGCUUGGUAAUUUCCAGUAUGAUUUGGUAAUUCAACUUUUUAGUUUGCAACAACAAACCACUAUCAAUUACUUACGAAAUAGAUGCGUCUUCUUUGCCUGUAUGUUCUGUCAGCAUAAAGCUUUUUGUCACCAUCUAAGAUUCCAAUUGUGACAUCAUUUGUGUGAUGUGUGCACAGAGGACUCUUAUUUGCUUUUUUUUAAUGGAAUGCUCAUGCACAUGUGCUGUGGUGCGAUUCGUCGUGGCUGUUGUCGCGCCUCGAACAAUGUCAAGUCGCCGUUUGUGGCGUUUCGUUGUGAUGCUGCAGUGCAGGUGUUGUCGCGUGAAUAAAUAAACUUCCAUUUUUUCUCAGCAAAAUAUUGCUGGUUAUUAAGGCCCAAGGCCUCAG
Molecule: messenger RNA, 6865 nt
Organism: Dermacentor silvarum
Lineage: Eukaryota; Metazoa; Arthropoda; Arachnida; Ixodida; Ixodidae
Product: protein toll
Exons: 6
Coding region: 558-3503 (981 amino acids)
Biological process (GO): signal transduction
Cellular component (GO): extracellular matrix
Molecular function (GO): protein binding
Source: RefSeq, a predicted model, not a curated record